CUGGCGCUGUGCAAACAUCAGCGUCACUUUCCACCCGACUCCGGACAACUCCAGACAACACCAAGAUGCGUUCCCAACUAGCGCUGCUGCUGCUCGGCUGCAGCCUGGCGCUGGCUCAAUACAACUACGAUGCGCCCAAGGAUCAGCUGAGGACUGUGAAUGAACGCUUCGAGGAUGUCGUCGAUCUUGUGGCUCACCAGAACGAACUCAACGAGGGCAGAGCACGUAAAGGAGCUCGCAAUCAAUGCACAACCAAAGCCAACUGCUUCUGCGGCUUGCCCAACGUCAAUCGCAUUGUGGGUGGCCAGCAGGUGCGCACCAACAAGUAUCCUUGGACCGCGCAGCUGGUGAAGGGUCGCUACUAUCCGCGUCUCUUCUGCGGCGGUUCGCUGAUCAACGAUCGCUACGUUCUGACCGCCGCUCAUUGUGUGCACGGCAACAGGGAUCAAAUCAGCAUUCGCCUGCUGCAGCUGGACAGAUCCUCUCAGGAUCCUGGCAUUGUGCGUAAGGUGAUCAAGACCACAGUCCAUCCCAACUACGAUCCCACACGCAUUGUCAACGAUGUGGCGCUCCUGAAGCUCGACUCUGUUGUGCCUUUGGGUGCCAACAUGCGUCCCGUUUGCCUGCCCGAUGUCAACCACAACUUUGAUGGCAAGACGGCCACCGUUGCGGGCUGGGGUCUGAUCAAGGAGGGCGGCACCACCAGCAACUAUCUGCAGGAGGUCGAAGUGCCCAUCAUCACGAACCAACAGUGCAGGACGACGCGCUACAAGGAGAAGAUCUCCGAUGUCAUGCUCUGCGCUGGCCUGGUCAAGUCCGGUGGCAAGGAUGCCUGCCAGGGCGACAGUGGCGGUCCUCUGAUUGUCAACGAGGGUCGCUACAAGCUCGCUGGUGUGGUGUCCUUCGGUUACGGCUGUGCCCAGGCCAAUGCGCCUGGUGUCUAUGCCAGAGUGAGCAAGUUCAUCGACUGGAUCAAGAAGAACACUGCCGAUGGCUGCUAUUGCCAGAGCUAGAGUUGAAUAUGGAAUACCGAAUACCGAAUACGAUAGUUUCACUUGCAUUAAUCCCAUUCUAAAUUAUUCUAAAUUAUUCAACAUGCUGCUCAUCCAAUAAAUAAUUCACCAUAAAA
This is a messenger RNA of Drosophila albomicans, 1129 nucleotides long. Its product is annotated as trypsin-1. Gene Ontology annotation, biological process: proteolysis. The record is from RefSeq and is a predicted model, not a curated record. The transcript has 3 exons. Lineage: Eukaryota; Metazoa; Arthropoda; Insecta; Diptera; Drosophilidae. The coding region runs from base 66 to 1013 and encodes 315 amino acids. Gene Ontology annotation, molecular function: serine-type endopeptidase activity.